AUGAAGCACGCAAAUGAAAGCUAUCCAGAGUAUUUCAUUCUCAUGGGCUUAACCAGAUACCUGUGGCUGGACCGUCCUCUCUUCUUCGUCCUCCUGACCUCUUACCUGCUCACACUGUCAGGAAACACUGCUAUUAUUCUGGUCUCUCAGCUGGAUUCCCAACUCCAAAGUCCCAUGUAUUUCUUCCUCACCAGCCUUUCCUUUCUGGAUCUCUGCUUCACCACCACAACCGUACCUCAAAUGCUGCUCAAUCUAGGGGGCCCCAGUAAGAGCAUCACUUACAUGGGCUGCAUGGUGCAGGCCUUCGUGUUCCACUGGCUGGGCUGUGCUGAGUGCGUCCUGCUGGGUGUCAUGGCCUUGGACCGCUACGUGGCUCUGUGCCAGCCGCUGCGGUACUCGGUAAUCAUGGACCACAAGCUCUGCUCGCAGCUGUCCAGCACGGCCUGGCUGCUUGGCCUGGCCAACUCACUGCUGCAGUCCACACUCACUUUCCAGCUGCCCCUGUGCGGGAACCAGGCCCUGGACCAUUUCUUCUGCGAGCUGCCUGGCCUCAUCAGGAUGGCGUGUGGCAAUACCACAGUCAAUGUGGCUGUCUUAGCAGUGGUGGCCACCUUCCUGAUAGUGGGUCCCCUCUCCAUGAUCCUUGUCUCUUAUGGUUACAUUGCCAGAGCUGUAUUUCGAAUCCCUUCUGCUGCCGGGAGACUCAGGGCCUUCAACACUUGCUCCUCACACUUACUGGUGGUGUCCUUAUUUUACGGACCUGGUAUCUACAUCUACAUGCAGCCCUCAGGAGACGAUCCCCAAGACCUGUCCAAAGUUUUGACGCUGUUUUACUGUGUUAUCACUCCAAUGGCCAAUCCAUUCAUCUACACCCUGAGGAACACGGAGGUUAAGGGAGCUGUGAGGAGGCUGCUGAGGAAGACUGCUUCCUCUAAGAGAGUGUGAGAGCUCAUGCCUUACAUGUCCUCUUUUACACGUGUGCUUGUGGAUGUCUUGUGUUUUGGGUGAAUUAUUUGGGGAUGGCAGUGUGUAAUGCAUGUACCGUUGUUGCCCCCUGAUGGACAUGUUUUGAAAUUUAGUUUUUGGUUUUUUCUUCUUGAAAUAAGAUGGAUUUGGGGGAAAAAUCAAGUAUGUCCUAUCAAAGCUAUGUUGAAAAGUAAAGUUAAGAAAACCUUUACUAUGAAGAUAAGCAGCCACAUAAGAAAAGACUUGAAAAUUAGUUUGUAAAUGUUUUUGA
Messenger RNA from Cavia porcellus (domestic guinea pig), 1237 nucleotides. RefSeq names its product olfactory receptor 2B11-like. Gene Ontology annotation, molecular function: olfactory receptor activity; G protein-coupled receptor activity. The transcript has a single exon. Gene Ontology annotation, biological process: detection of chemical stimulus involved in sensory perception of smell; G protein-coupled receptor signaling pathway. The record is from RefSeq and is a predicted model, not a curated record. NCBI's taxonomy places the organism in Eukaryota, Metazoa, Chordata, Mammalia, Rodentia, Caviidae. Gene Ontology annotation, cellular component: plasma membrane. The coding region runs from base 1 to 945 and encodes 314 amino acids.